GGGGAAAGGUGGAGGAGUUACUGAGCGUGGAAGGUGGAAGACAGUGUGUAGUGCAAAAUCCGCAGAAGUGGAGAAGAAAUGCAGGUGGAUUAACAGUGGAGUCAAAUAAGGUUUGACGUCGAGAGAAAAAAAAUGUCAAGCGGCAGUCGGGUCCAUGCUUAUUUCCUGCUGAUGGCCCGCCUGGCUGCCAUAUGGUCGAUCCUCCCCCCGCCCGGCGUGUGCUCCUCGCCCCCCUCGCUCCUCGCCGGGGGAGAGGAACACCACGCCAACCCACGCAGCUCAUCGACAAAGCUCCGCCACGAACUCCAUUCGGAUAAUAGUUCCAGCGGUGAUUUCUUAUUCGGGGAAAUACUCCGCGAGAAACGAGCGAGUGCCGGCGGCGGGAGGGCGAGCGAGGCUGACGGCGAGACGGACCGAGUACAAAGCCCCAAUCUCACUUUCGCUGACCUCCCCGCGCCUCCAGCCGCCAACGAAACACACGUGGACAGUGCCAGCGACGCCCUGGACAAUGACACGACCUACGAUUACUUCCUCAACGACACCGUCCUUGACCUCGACCAGCAGGACGACUCGGGGCAGAAUUCCACCGACGGAUCCAUCUCCAACAUCAAAGUCUACGAGUUCCAGAUCAUCAAGGUUGCAGUGUUAUGCACCGUUAUGUCCAUCAUCAUCCUGUCGACUUGCAAGAUGUUGUUGCAAGUUUUCGCUCAAUAUGCAGGCAGAGAGAAGCCUCCUGAAGCCUACUGAAGAUGCUUGUAUUUCAGGCGCCAUUGAGGUCUUUCCUAUAGUUGCUCCAUCAUCAUUAUUGUCAUUGUUAUCGUUGUUAUUGCUGUUAUCACUGUGAUUAUUGGUUUUGCUUUUUUAUUUGUGUUUUUCUUAUUUUCAUGAAUAGUUUUGUUUUAGUUG
Penaeus monodon (black tiger shrimp) is the source of this 906-nucleotide messenger RNA. RefSeq lists its product as uncharacterized. Bases 133 to 747 code for a protein of 204 amino acids. Lineage: Eukaryota; Metazoa; Arthropoda; Malacostraca; Decapoda; Penaeidae. The transcript is spliced from 3 exons. The record is from RefSeq and is a predicted model, not a curated record.